GGAUACAUAAAUAGAUGAACUCGAAUUCGAUGACCCCAGGGGAGCUCAUGUGGGGUUCGAAUUCCAGACAGGGACGGGAGAAAACGUCAGAAAUGCAAGUCACCCCAGAUGAUCUGUGUGUCUGCCUAAACCGUUUCAAGUUAGCCCACGGCUAUCACAUCGCGAUGCCCCACUCGAUGACAGCAAAAGAGUCCACUGUUGGAGAAGGAAAAGCAACUCUGGAAUUUAGCUGUGCCGACCCUGUGGAAGAGUGGAAUGCCGGUAGAAUUGAAGACUUGGAAGCUGGAGCUAGCGACGGGCUUCUUUCCUUUGAUCCAGCGGCCAUUUCCGACCUUCAUCCAAUCCCACGGCAUCACCACAACUCCAUCCCACCACAUCCCGUCCGCCUCGACUGCUCCAGCCCGACUCGACUCAGACUUCCACCACUUCCGGCUUAUGGAUCAUACUCCGAGGUGACCAUCCGCAGCUUCCGCUGCCUCAGCAAUACUUUACACCCGACGAGGCCUCAAUCCGUCCCAUUCGCAUUCCACCACCACUGUUCCCGUUUAGAAUAGUAUACAUAGAGCUUCCCGUCUGUCGCCAUGGCUAGCAGAGGGGUCCUCCCCCAAAUCCUCACGGGUCGGCUCAACCCGCGCGCCCCAUCCUUGCUCGCUCGCGCCAGCCCUUUCCGCUCCCAAUCGGCCUUGCCCCCAAGUUCGCUAUACUAUCAGAGACACACUCCCCUAUUACGGCGCAGAUACGCCACGGCACGCGAGAACAACGGCGCGGCCGUUCAGGCGAAGGACGCCAAGGAGAAUGUGGAGCACGAAGACGCCGCAAACGCCGCCGCGGAUGCGGCAUCCAAGGACACAAAGUCCAAGCAGGCCGUUUUAAACGAGGCUUCCAGCUCUUCUGCGUCCUCCAGCACCACAACUCUCCACGAGACGAAUGAUUGGGAGACGAACGUGAACUUGAACAUCGACUCGUUCAAGCAACUACCCCACGCGAAUUUUGGCGUCAACCAGUUCAUUCCCUUCGAUCCCGAGUUCAGGGAGGUCCUUAAGCAAAUACCUUGGGAGUUCCGGGCCCCAAUCCGCUACGCGUUCGCCUACGGCUCUGGCGUCUUCCCGCAAUCCAAGUCUAGUGGCAAAGUGAUUACGGACGAAGAGCUGCGCAAGAUUCACCCCAAGGCGCCCGAAGGCGUCAAGAGAGCUCAGGAUGGAACGCCCAAGAUGAUCGACUUUAUUUUUGGCGUCACCCAUACGCAACAUUGGCAUUCCCUCAACAUGAAGCAGCACCGAGAGCACUACUCGGCAUUGGCGAGCCUGGGCUCGGGUGCGGUCUCCUACGUUCAGGACAAGAUGGGCGCUGGAGUAUACUUUAACCCCUACGUCGUUGUCAAUGGCAUUUUGAUCAAGUAUGGCGUUGUACAACUGGAUACGCUAGAGCGGGAUCUGACCCAGUGGGAUACUCUUUAUCUUGCUGGACGACUGCACAAGCCUGUCAAGAUUCUGCGCGACGAUCCCAAGAUUCGCUUGGCAAACCAGAUCAACCUUCUGUCCGCUCUUCGGACAGCCCUGCUGUUGCUGCCACCCAAGUUCACCGAAGACGAGCUCUUUGCUACUAUUGCUGGCAUCAGCUACCUCGGCGACCCUCGCAUGUCUCUUCCCACUGAGAACCCAAGCAAGGUGAAGAACAUUGUCGGCAACAACAUGACCAACUUCCGCCGCCUGUAUCUUCCUCUGAUUGAGACGCUACCAAACUUGGAGUACAAUGAUGCCGGCGCCACCGAGAGGGAUUGGAUCUGGAAUGACAAGAGCCUCAAUCUCGUGCAAGACAUGGAUCCUGUCAAGCGCGGAAACAUGGUUCGCCGGUUGCCCAAGGCUUUCCGAUCGAAGCUCUACUUCGAGUACCAGAAGAAGUUUGCCAUCCCCCAACUCGACUUUAACAAGAUGAUGGAGGAAAGUCAAAACGAGGACGCCAUUUCGUUCAAGCGUCGCCAGGGUGGAGGCUUCGAGCAGCGCAUUGCCAGCGACGACCCUGCGGAGCUUCGCAAACAGGUCCGGAGCGUCAUCAAGAAGACCAUCAACUGGCCAGCCACCACACAGUCUCUCAAGGGCCCUCUUACCAGCGGUUUCAAGCGCACGAUACGUUACCUCUCGGAAAAGAUGGAUAAGUACCGUCAAGGACGUGACGCCGAAAAGGCCAAGACCGCGACUGCUGAGGAUAAGCCCAGCGAAAGGUCGGAGGUCGACAGCAAGGCAGAGAAGAAGUAGAGCCUCUUCAUGACCAAGGGCACUGACUUGUUUGUGGUUUCUGCCAUGUAUCUGGCUUCAUUGGCUGUAUCAAUAUUGUACGUUUCUGGGGAGGGUGAGUUGGGCAUUCUGUUGUGGCCAGGUUACUAAGCUACUACGAUGAUCGAAAGGCGUGGGGAGGGUUGGGAGCAGCGCGUUCUGUUUUUUCGGUGUAAAACAUUACAUUAUCACGGCAUGGCGGUAUCAUGUCGCAUUGGCGAACCCAAAGUUCCGAAGGGGGGUAAGAAGAUCAAGCAGGCUAGGCGUUCAUGUGGUUUUGGCUUGUCCUUGUCUCCAAGAGACUGUAGAGCAAAAUGAACACUGGUGGGUUGGUUCAAAUAGGGUUGGUGGGCAGCGUAGAUUUAUGCUCAUUGCAUCAUCAGCAAGUAGAAUAGAGUUUUGUACCUCUUUAGGUUUUACCAUGAGGAGCCAGAGUCAUGCUUAUAAACGAUUUUGACUAGG
Molecule: messenger RNA, 2735 nt
Organism: Neurospora crassa OR74A
Lineage: Eukaryota; Fungi; Ascomycota; Sordariomycetes; Sordariales; Sordariaceae
Product: mitochondrial import protein mmp37
Exons: 2
Coding region: 582-2255 (557 amino acids)
Biological process (GO): CDP-diacylglycerol biosynthetic process; cardiolipin biosynthetic process
Cellular component (GO): mitochondrion
Molecular function (GO): phosphatidate cytidylyltransferase activity
Source: RefSeq, a predicted model, not a curated record